Messenger RNA from Scheffersomyces coipomensis, 1118 nucleotides. RefSeq names its product Ist1p (gene IST1). The transcript has a single exon. Bases 177 to 986 code for a protein of 269 amino acids. Lineage: Eukaryota; Fungi; Ascomycota; Pichiomycetes; Serinales; Debaryomycetaceae. Gene Ontology annotation, biological process: protein transport. The record is from RefSeq and is a predicted model, not a curated record.
CUGAGUCACGUGCCGAUAAAAUCUCCUUUUUUUAAAUGAUUAUUCAGUGUGUUCUAAAUCGAGAUUUAAGCAGAACCAAACUACAUAGAUAAAGUCUAUAUUUUCAUUUCUUUGGUACUGAUAAGUCAUAGACAGGUUGCAUAUCAUAUACAUUUAUAGAACAUUGAAAAUAAACUAUGGGAUCUCCAAAGCCACCACCACCUCAUCUUAAUCCCGUGAGAUUAAAGACAGCCAUUAAAAUGGCGAUAAGUAAACUGAAGUUCUUACAAGAAAAGAAAGCAGCAUUAACCAAACAACAAAGACGACAAUUGGCUGAUUUAUUAAAUCAAGGAAAGGAAUCAAGUGCUACUAUUCGAGUGGAAAACAUUAUCCGUGAUGAUAUUUAUAUUGAAUUAUUGGAAUUUAUAGAAUUAUAUUGUGAGUUAUUAUUAGCUCGUAUUUCAAUCAUUUUAGAUCCAGCUAGAACCACUUGUGAUUCAGGAUUAAUCGAAGCAGUUCAAUCUGUAAUCUAUGCAGCUCCACAGACAGAAUUAAAAGAAUUGACUUCAAUCCGAGACAUUUUAAUUCAUAAAUAUGGUAUUGAAUUUGGGAAAAUUGCCAUUGAAAAUUCAGAAAAUCAUGUCCCUGAAAAGAUAGUGAAAAGAUGUCAAAUAGAUCCACCAUCACAAGAACUCGUUAACUUAUACUUAUGUGAAAUAGCUAAGGCAUAUGAAGCUCCAUACUCAGGAUUGAAAGAAUACUUCGGUGAAGUAGAUUUUGAUGAAAAAGUAGAUCCAAAUGAUGAAAAAGCAAAUGAUGAAAACAAUGAUAAUGAUGACGAUGACGAUAGUCCAAGUGGUGGUCAGAAAGUAUUGGCUGAUCCAAUUGCUGAAACAACUGAUGAAGCUCCAGCAGCUACUGCCAAACCAGUAUCAAAGGCUAAAGCUCAACAAGAUGAAUUUGAUUCAUUAAGAGCUCGUUUUGCCGCUUUAAAAAGUGGUAAAUAACUUUAUGUUCAUGUUUCUCUAUAGGGUAAUAGCAUCUUCUAUUAACUAGAUACUUUAAUUCUUCUAUAUUUGUAUACUUUUAUCAAUAUCUAUUGCAUUUAAAUUUGAAAUGGUUGUCUUAAGUAUUGAUGC